Apus apus (common swift) is the source of this 2652-nucleotide messenger RNA. It is a transcript of the gene SACK1G, whose product is annotated as family with sequence similarity 83 member G. Gene Ontology annotation, biological process: BMP signaling pathway. NCBI's taxonomy places the organism in Eukaryota, Metazoa, Chordata, Aves, Apodiformes, Apodidae. The record is from RefSeq and is a predicted model, not a curated record. The coding region runs from base 1 to 2652 and encodes 883 amino acids. Gene Ontology annotation, cellular component: cytosol; nucleus. The transcript has 5 exons.
AUGGCCUUCUCCCAGGUGCAGUGCCUGGAUGACAGCCACGUCAACUGGAGGUCCAGUGAGUCCAAGCCUGAGUUCUUCUACAGCGAGGAGCAACGCCUGGCCCUGGAGGCGCUGGCCUCCCGCGGCCCCGACGCUUUCUACGAGGUCCUGAAGAAGGAGAACAUCAGGGACUUCCUCUCCGAGCUGGAGCUAAAGAAGAUCCUGGACACAUUAGAGACGUAUGACCCCGGCUCUGAGUACAUCCCACGUCAUGGGGGCAGCACAGGGGAGAGUGAUGGUGACCACAACAGCCAAGGGGAUGAGCAGGACGUGGCCCCCUCCCUGGAGUACUGGCCCCAGAGGUCCGACCGCUCCAUCCCCCAGCUGGACCUGGGCUGGCCCGAGACCAUCGCCUACCGGGGGGUCACCCGCGCCACCGUCUACAUGCAGCCCCCGAUCGAGGGGCAGGCACACAUCAAGGAGGUGGUGAGGAAGAUGAUCUGCCAGGCUCAAAAGGUCAUUGCUGUGGUCAUGGACAUGUUCACUGAUGUUGACAUCUUCAAGGACCUGCUGGAUGCCGGCUUCAAGAGGAAAGUGGGAGUCUACAUCAUUUUGGAUGAGACCAACGUGAAGCACUUCCUACAAAUGUGUGAACGAGCCCAGAUGCACACCGGGCAUUUGAAGAACCUGCGAGUCCGGAGUACAGGGGGGACAGAGUUUUUCACCCGCUCGGCCACCAAGUUCAAAGGGGCUUUGGCCCAGAAGUUCAUGUUUGUGGAUGGGGACCGGGCCAUGUGUGGAUCCUACAGCUUCACCUGGUCCGCGGCAAGGACAGACAGAAACGUCAUCACGGUCCUCUCUGGCCAAGUGGUGGAGGCAUUUGACAAGCAGUUCCAGGAGCUCUACCUCAUGUCCAAGGGGGUGAGCCUUAAGUCCAUCACCAUGGGUGAAGAGCCCGAACCUGAGCCCGUAACGCUGCCCUCGGUCGUGCCUGUGACCCCUGCCAACGCCGUGGUGAAGAAGCUGAUAAACCCUAAAUACGCCCUGGUGAAGGCCAAGAGCGCCGACCAGAUCAGCAAGACUUCAUCAGAGAACCAGGACAAAAAUCAGAAGACAGACAACAAAGGGAAAGCCCCGCCUGAGGGCCAGGCGGGCGACAGGCACGGCGACGUGGCAGACCUCUCCCUGCUCAUCCACCCUGGUCUCCUGAAUCUGGAGAAAGCCAACAUGUUUGACUAUCUGCCCACCUGGGUCGAGCCUGACCCUGAGCCUGGGAGUGAAGUCUUGGGCUACAUCAACAUUAUUGACCCCAAGAUAAAGAACGUGAAGCUCUCGCAGAUGAACCGCAUCAAAGUCUGCGACGUCUCCCAGGCCAGCGCCCAGCACCGGCAGAUGCUGAAGAACAGGGAGAUGGAGAACAAGAACUCAGACCAAGAGCCACCUCUGGUGUCCCCCUGCCAAAGACAGACCUCACAGACCCCCAUGGAAGCUCCUGCAGCCCCUGCUACCAGCCCCUUUGAAGGUGCCAGCUGGACAACAAAGCAAGCGGGAACAUUUACCACUUCACCAUUGGGCCACCACUUGAAGCCACCAGAGGAGACACUGGAGGACAUCAAGCUCCCAGUUCCUAAGCCAAGAACCAUUCCCGUUGGUGUUCUUGUCACCAAAGUCACUACACCCUGUGAGAGCAGCGCUACCUUUGAGGCUGACAUACAGCCACCACUAGCCGACCACAUGGAUGCAAAACAGGAACCAGAGGAGAACCCCAACAGAGCUUCAAUGGAGACCUGCCAUCUCCAGCCAGACCGGCCAGCAGUGGGACCACAGGAGGACAGAGGGCCUCCCUGCACCCACAAUGGGCUGGGAGAAGAGGAAGAGGAGGAGGAAGAGGAGUACAUCACUCUCAGCGACCAGGAGAGCUACUCCAGCAGCUCUGCUGACCACAGCUACCGCCGCUCCAACGCCUCCUCCAUCUCAGACGAGUACUUCGAGGUGAGGGAUCGCUACGGGCCACUCCGGAGAACCAACUCUGAUGUCACCCACAAUGGGGAGAUCCUGCCCAUCCAGAGGAAGCUCAGUGACCCUCACAUCAGCCGGGGCACCUUCCUCAGCCCCUUGGGGAGCCUUCCAUCCCUGAAGCACGUCCGCAUGGAGGACGUGACGAAGAGGAGGAGCAACGCUGUGGAGAUUAGGUGUGUGCUGCCCCGCACCAUCCUGGAUGGGAACAGCUCCUACCCCAGCAGUGCCGCCCAGGGGACACACAUCUACCGUUACCGACCCAGGAACCCUGCAGGCAGAGAACAAGGCAAAGAGGUCUCCUGCUCUCCAACACAUGAGAAACCCCUUGGGGCCACCAAAUACAGAGGGGAUGGAGCUGAGCCCAAAAAGACCAUUGCAGGCAGCCAGCCAUACUGGCAGAGCAAAGCCUUCAGCCCCACCAAGCCCACACCACACGGCCGCCUGUCACCAAGCAACCCCAGAACAUCAAGCAAACAUUUGAUCUCUCUGCCAGAAAGCCAGAAGACAACCGAGGAGAUGAGGACACCCCUUGGCAUCCCACUCUCCAAACUGUCCCAGUCCAAGCACCUCAAGAACAGGGUUGCGGGAGCCCCGGGUGCUUCUAUUGACUCCAAAAAGAAGCUCCCCGAGACCACCAGCCAGAAGGACCAUUAG